AUUGAUAGGAAGAUCGAGUUCCCUCUUCCAGAUAUCAAAACUAGAAGACGCAUCUUCCAGAUACACACAUCGAAGAUGACUCUAUCGGAAGAUGUGAACCUUGAAGAGUUUGUGAUGACGAAAGAUGAGUUCUCGGGUGCUGAUAUAAAGGCUAUAUGCACUGAGGCUGGUCUACUUGCUCUCAGGGAGCGUCGUAUGAAGGUGACACAUCCGGAUUUCAAGAAAGCGAAGGAGAAGGUUAUGUUCAAGAAGAAGGAAGGCGUCCCUGAAGGCCUUUACAUGUAA
This is a messenger RNA of Microthlaspi erraticum, 285 nucleotides long. The record is from the annotation of a GenBank genome assembly. NCBI's taxonomy places the organism in Eukaryota, Viridiplantae, Streptophyta, Magnoliopsida, Brassicales, Brassicaceae.